Topomyia yanbarensis is the source of this 2365-nucleotide messenger RNA. RefSeq lists its product as uncharacterized. Bases 180 to 1706 code for a protein of 508 amino acids. The record is from RefSeq and is a predicted model, not a curated record. NCBI's taxonomy places the organism in Eukaryota, Metazoa, Arthropoda, Insecta, Diptera, Culicidae. The transcript has 3 exons.
AUAUAAUAAACAAAAACUUUCGAAUGUAUGCUGCAUUUGGCUCCUUUCUGAAAUUUGCAUAAAAAAUACUAAUGAAUAAACAGUAUUAUUGUAUUACGUUCUAGUUCGCGGUUUGCUAUGCAGAAUGACCGACGGAUAAAAAUAGCCAAUUCAGCUGUUCGCUAGUGAAAACCCAAAAAAUGGAUUCUCCCGUACCCUCGACGAUGGAUUUUUCCACAUUCGUCCUGGAACUGAACCAAAGCCCUCUAGUUGAUUUUGCAAAAAAUGGUAACAACAGCAACCGUAACUGCUGUCUAUCGGAUUCACGAUUGUCGCAAGAGUUUGAAGGUACGAUGCAAAUGUUGAUGUCCAAUUAUGAUUUAGAUGAAGAGAAUAACGUUGGGAUGUUAGCUAUCCCUGUGUUGAACAAUGAUUGCUUUGAACCAGAUCGUGAGGAAUCGGGAUGCGUACUGAACGACAGUGCCUUUUCAAUAGAUAGAGAAUCGCACGAGUCAUUGGAAACUACACUGGACAAUGAUGAUGAUCCGUUAGAACUGACGGGAGAGGAGUUCGACGAUAGUGGCGAUGCCGCCGACGGCGGUAGUUCCGAUGAGCAACAGCACUCAAGAUCUUUGUCCUUAUCGUACUCACUGUCGAUCUCACAUGCUCAAGAGAAUUUUUCGCAAUACUCGCAAAGUACCGACAAAGGACUUUCGAAACGAUACGAUUCGCCUUGUUCGUACGAGGAUGAUCGUGAAUCAGAAUGCACCAAUUUUGAUAAGCUUGACGACUGGAAUGACAUUAUCAACGACAUGCAAAACAAUAACAACAACGCAGAUGGCACCACUCGAGAUUUCAGGGAGUAUUUAGCGAGCAAGGGACAGACCGUAAACCCUACUGGAAAAGCUGGAAGCGGAGAGGAAAGGACGAUUGAGGAAAACGACACCAAAGAGUUGAGCAGUGGCAGCGGAUAUGAAGAUACAGGUCAUACAAUUAUGACAAUUGAUAGACCACAUGAUCCUCGGCCGGAUACGCCAGCCAUUGUACAGCAAACCACAGUGACGGAAAAAUGUCGCACCUUCCUGGAGUAUCGCAAUCCAACUUCCGAAAUUGAGGAUGAACUAAUGGCAUCAGAUGAAAACUGGGACACAAUGAUCAGCCAUCAAAAUUCGCUCAAACGUAAGUUCUGCUACGAAGACUGCGAUGAUUAUGAAUACGAAGUGACAGAACUGAUUACGGAGAAGUUUCGCAAGACGGACAUUGUACCGGAUCAUGGAAGUCACGAACCGAUUUCGUUGAUAGACGAGCAGCAGUUCAAUCAGUUAACGCAGGUGGAAUCUCCCAGUAAGACGCCGAUCCCAGGAGGCCAUUCACCUGAUUUAAGAAAUGAUCUUCCCACCCAAAAUAUCGAACGGAGUGAUCUGGUAGUACUGGAUGGAGAGGAGGAUUGUGCUGUAGCGACUACACCUACUAAUUCCAGUGUUAGGCAAGAGGCAUUUCAUGUACUAACUGAUGAUAUGAAGCUUGGCCGUAGUACGUUGAUUGCACGAAAACCUAAUCUAAAAAUCGAAAACCGACGUUCUGUGAAUGGAAUCUCGACACAUGAAGGGACAUGCCGAGCACGAGUUGAUUCAAGACCUUUGACUUCCUCUACUGCUCAUCGUAGAUCGAAUCUUAACCUAAGUCUGACACCAAACAAAAACGCUCAUGACGAUUCACAUUAUUAAUCGUUUGAUCUUGUCCUUGUUAUUUAUUUAUUGAUACUAGUAUUUUAUUUAAACUUAAUUUGACACAACUAAACUGCCAUUAUCCGUAUAUCUGUAUCAUAUUCUAUAGAUUUUUCUAUAUACAUAUGACAGUUAUAACGGCAGCGAACGUUUUAAGCAAUUUUAGGAAAAAUUUCCGUUCGAAAUAUCUGUAGUUUAAAUUGGUACAGCUUACCUCUAUCGGUAAAUUUACAGCUCUAGUCCCAAAAUUUAGUUCUACUGAUGCAAUCAGUAUUUUUAAGCAAAAAAACGAGUAGCACGCUAAAUUUUCCCCACGAAGGAGGAUAUCAAGUUUCUGUAACUGCUCAGUCAAUACGAAGGAAUAGUAAGAUUUAGUUAACUAUUUUAAUAAUCCAACAAAACUGUUUUGAAUUAGUAAAUGACUAAUGGACUAAAAACCAAAAACAAAAAUAGAAGUAUGAAGUUGUGCGUUAAAAUAUGUGAGAUACUAAAUUUGCAAUUAAUCUUAGGAAACCAUUACCUGUGACUAUUUUACCUGACAGACAAGAGUCCAAACAAAAGUAGUGCAACAGGUUGAAAACCUUUCAUCAGAAAUCAAACAGAACUCUUAAGACUCAUCAAAACUGCGAAGACUUAGUAAAAAUAUUUUAGAACUGCUA